UCAUCAUCAUCUGUUUUUUUUUCCAUAACCACACGCCUCUUAGACUCAUCUGCCUAAAUGUCCACCCCUCUCCCAACCACAACUGCCCCUCAACCAACACCAGCAACACCAGCUGCUGCUGCUGCUGCUGGUACUGCCAUCCCUCGAUCAGCACAGCGCGAUGCUGGAAAUAGCAAGUUGGGAACAUUUGGGGUCAAAUCAGGCUUGGCUCAAAUGCUCAAGGGAGGCGUCAUCAUGGAUGUCAUCAAUCCAGAGCAGGCACGCAUUGCCGAGGAGGCAGGGGCAUGUGCUGUCAUGGCACUCGAACGUGUUCCUGCAGAUAUUCGCAAAGAGGGGGGUGUUUCACGCAUGAGCGACCCCGCCAUGAUCAAGUCCAUCGUUGAUGCGGUAACCAUUCCUGUCAUGGCAAAAGUUCGCAUCGGUCACUUUGUAGAAGCCCAGAUCCUACAAGCCAUCGGUAUAGAUUACAUCGAUGAGUCUGAAGUUCUUUCUCCUGCAGACGACGAACACCACAUCAACAAGCACAAUUUCAAAGUGCCCUUUGUAUGCGGCGCCCGUAACCUUGGCGAGGCCCUUCGUCGCAUCUCAGAAGGAGCCGCCUUCAUCCGCACAAAAGGCGAGGCAGGCACAGGUAACGUUGUCGAGGCGGUCCGCCACCAGCGAUCAGUCAUGAGCGAGAUCAGAAAAGCUAGCGUUAUGAGCGAAGAAGAGCUGUAUGCAUAUGCAAAAGAGAUACAGGCUCCAUUCCACCUCCUCAAGGAAACAGCCCGCCUAAAACGAUUGCCGGUCGUCAAUUUCGCUGCUGGGGGUAUCGCCACGCCUGCUGAUGCUGCGCUUAUGAUGCAGCUGGGCUGUGAUGGAAUUUUUGUCGGUUCGGGCAUUUUCCACUCUGGGGAUCCGGCCAAACGGGCGCGAGCCAUCGUGCAAGCAGUGACUCAUCACAACAACCCCAAGAUGCUCGCUGAGGUAUCAGAAGAUAUUGGUCCUGCUAUGGUCGGUCUCACGAUCGAUGCAAAUCUAAAGGGGGGGAGACUCGCUUCUCGCGGGUGGUGAACCAAAACAAGAGCAAAAAGAAGCGAUUCCACCUACGCGAUUGGGAUUGUGCGUGGUAGACGUAAACUUAUAGGUCUAUGUAUAUAAAAUAGAUUGCGUAUGGCGCAAGAUGUUUGCUUCAACGUGUUUUGUUUCUCCAAAA
Suillus fuscotomentosus is the source of this 1195-nucleotide messenger RNA. Its product is annotated as SOR/SNZ family-domain-containing protein. The coding region runs from base 58 to 1053 and encodes 331 amino acids. Gene Ontology annotation, molecular function: amine-lyase activity. The transcript has 12 exons. The record is from RefSeq and is a predicted model, not a curated record. Gene Ontology annotation, biological process: amino acid metabolic process; pyridoxine biosynthetic process; pyridoxal 5'-phosphate biosynthetic process. NCBI's taxonomy places the organism in Eukaryota, Fungi, Basidiomycota, Agaricomycetes, Boletales, Suillaceae.